AUGUUCAAAUCCAGAUUCCUAACUCAAAAAUCGUGUUCCUAUCAUAUCUGGACUCAGCCCACCGGCCACAACACCUCAAUCAACAUUUACAAUUGCGUAACGAGAAAAAUCGAACCCCUAAUAGUGAAAAACAAAAAUGCAGUUACUUGGUACACUUGCGGCCCCACAGUGUACGAUUCCUCGCACAUCGGUCAUGCUAGCUGCUACGUGAAACUGGACAUAAUCCAGAGAAUAUUGAAGAAUCAUUUUGGUUUGAAUUUGGUCACUUGUAUGAACAUCACAGAUGUGGACGAUAAGAUUAUAAAACGAGCCAUCGAAUUAAAGGUGGACUAUAAAGAAGUGUCCAAGCAAUACGAAAAAGAAUUUUGGAAAGAUUUAGGCGACCUAAACAUCCCUCAACCUGAUGUAGUAGUUAGAGUAACAGAAAAUAUGCCUUUAAUAAUUGAUUUUAUCAAAAAGCUUGAAGAAGAAGGCUACGCCUAUAAAACCACUGACAAUUCAGUUUACUUUGAUUCUUCUAGAAGUUGCCAUUCACCUGGCAGGCUACAAAACAUUAACGAAAUCGUUUUGGUACCGUCAAACCCUCACAAACUGGCACCUGCAGAUUUUGCCUUGUGGAAAAGCUUGAAGAACCAAAACGAACCAUUUUUUGAUAGUCCUUGGGGCAAAGGCAGACCUGGUUGGCAUAUAGAAUGUUCUACAUUGGCCUCGCACAUUUUUGGUUCAAAUAUUGACAUCCAUGCGGGAGGUUUGGAUUUGAGAUUUCCUCAUCACGAAAAUGAAGAAAUUCAAAGUUGUGCAUUUCACGAUAAUCACCAGUGGGUGAAUUAUUGGCUGCACACUGGCCAGUUGCACCUUAAACAUUCAACGAAAAUGUCUAAAAGUUUAAAAAAUACAAUUUCUAUUCAGGAUAUGUUAAAAGAUGUUGAACCUGAUGUGUUUAGAUUGACUUGUGUAAUGAAUCAAUAUUCAAGUCCUAUGGAAUAUCAUGCAGAAUUACUAGAUACUGCUAAAAAUGUUUUGAAAUGUUAUAAAAUUUUUUUGGUUGCUUGUAGGGAAGUUAAACAAGGAUUUAUUAGGCCUGUUUUGAAUAAUGAUGUUUUGUGUGAAUUGUUAAUGAGGUCUGUUAAGGAAAUACAUGAGGCUUUUUGUGAUAAUUUCAAUACUCCUCGAGUAAUUCAAAUUUUAAAUCAUAUAGUAUCAAAGAUGAAUUGUAUGAUAAAUUCAGCUGCAAAUUAUCAAACCAAGACUACUGAUAAUGUAUAUUAUCUUGUGGCUAUUGAAAAUUUAGUUUUAGAUACUUUAAAUACUUUUGGACUUGAUUUUGAUGAGGCUAAAAAGUUGCAAAGUGAAGAUUCUACAGAAUUUAUAAAUUUGUUGGUGCAUUUCAGGCAAGAAGUUAGAAAUUUAGGUUUACAAGAUAGAAAUAAGGAUUUGUUGAAGUUGUGUGAUAAUUUGAGAGACGAUUUGAAAAAGGCUGGAUUGAGCAUUAGAGAUCAUGAAAAACUAUCUUCUUGGAGUAGAUAA
This is a messenger RNA of Ceutorhynchus assimilis (cabbage seed weevil), 1527 nucleotides long. The record is from the annotation of a GenBank genome assembly. Lineage: Eukaryota; Metazoa; Arthropoda; Insecta; Coleoptera; Curculionidae.